CAUGCGAAAUUUACCGCUAAAGACACAAAACAGUUUAAGCAAUGGAGCUGAUUGGAAACCGAUACAAAGGAAGAAUAAAAAAUGGAAGGAUGGAAGGUGAUGGAGAAUAUAUCUUUCCCACGGAUACUAAGUAUGUGGGAGAGAUAAGAGACGGGAAGUUUCAUGGUAAAGGCGUGCUGUACUUUACAAAUGGAAGUAAAUAUGAUGCCACCUGGGAGGAAGGCAUAGCUAUAGACGGGUCAUUUUUCUUCCCUGAUGGUCUGGAGUACCGGGACAAGAACUGGGACUACUGUGAUGGUUAUGACAGGCGUUUCUACACUGAAAGAUGCUUUGGAUUUAUACCACCAGGAGAAACUCAGCUGACUAAACAUGUGGAUGAGGACUGCAAAGAUGAUGGGACAUGGGGAAGACCCGCCCUCCCAGUGGGGGCGCUUACUGUGGCAAGAAAGAGGAAGGAGAUCCCCAUGCAGCUGUGGAUGUGA
Gambusia affinis (western mosquitofish) is the source of this 482-nucleotide messenger RNA. RefSeq names its product MORN repeat containing 5 (gene morn5). NCBI's taxonomy places the organism in Eukaryota, Metazoa, Chordata, Actinopteri, Cyprinodontiformes, Poeciliidae. The record is from RefSeq and is a predicted model, not a curated record. The transcript has 6 exons. The coding region runs from base 42 to 482 and encodes 146 amino acids.